GAGAGCAGCUAUGCCUUCUCGCUGACGCACUGCAGCCACACGGCAUGGAACCGGCACUGCCGGCUGGUGCAGGAGGGCAAGGACUGCGUGCAGGGCCUGCGGCUGCGGCACCACUACAUGCUGUGCGGGGCCCUGUUGCGCGUGUGGGGCCGCAUCGCCGCUGUCAUGGCCGACGUCACCAGCAGCAGCUACCUGCAGAUCGUGCGCCUCAAGACCAAGGACAAGAAGAAGCAAGUUGGCAUCAAGAUCCCCGAGGGCUGCGUGCGCCGCGUGCUGCAGGAGCUGCAGCUCAUGGAUGCCGACGUCAAGCGCAAGCACGCGCGGGGCCCGGGCUUCCCCGCGCUGCCCCCCGCCCUGCGCCCGCUGGAGCUGCCCUGCGGCCCCGGCGAGGUCCUGGACCUCACCUACAGCCCGCCAGCCCGGGCCUUCCCGCAGCCCUCGCCCUUCGC
Messenger RNA from Suricata suricatta (meerkat), 449 nucleotides. RefSeq names its product protein strawberry notch homolog 2-like. The transcript has 3 exons. Lineage: Eukaryota; Metazoa; Chordata; Mammalia; Carnivora; Herpestidae. Gene Ontology annotation, molecular function: histone binding; chromatin DNA binding. Gene Ontology annotation, biological process: regulation of DNA-templated transcription. Gene Ontology annotation, cellular component: nucleus. The record is from RefSeq and is a predicted model, not a curated record. The annotation marks the transcript as partial.